AAGGCUGAGCCUUCCUGAGAUGGCACAUUUAGAGUCUUAGAAGCAAAGAAUGUGAUAUGAAUCUUUUAUAGGUAUAAUCAAUGACUACAAACCAAGCUAAGAAUAUACUACCACUAUUGGCUGAUUUCAGAUGUUCAGCACUAGACAACUUCUCUUUUAAAAAAGCUAUUGAUAUGAAGAAUAAAAUGUACGAUACUAUGAACUUAGAAGGUAUUCUCAAGCAUCCUUUGAAGCCAAAGGUAGUUAUUCAUGAUUUCGAUGAUAAAUAAAAGGUUAACAAAGAAAUCAAAGGAAAGGCAGUUAAGAGACAUCGAGAAAGCAAGAUUAUCACUUGAACCAGUUCAUACUACAAGUCUUGAAAAUCCAGUGAGGUUACAGCUAAAGAAAAAGAUGAGAAUGAGUUCUGUUGCUACCUCUCUUCGAGAGACAAGAGGUAGUCUUCUUAAGAAAUAUACAAAAACUGCUAUCCAGAGUCAGAGACCCGGAAAAAGGAAAACUAAUGAAAAUUUAAAUGAAGUUGAAGACUAUGAUGAUUACGAAGACUCAGAGGAUCAAUAUGUGGAUUACCAGCCAAAGAAAACUAUUCCGAUGAAUCUGUACAGCAUCCGCAAUAUUAGAGUUGACCCUAUUAUUGCCAAUGUAAAAACCAAACCAAAGAUUAAAUAUAUCAAUCUUAAGCAGAAAGUUCAGGCAGCGGAAAAGCACAGUUCAAGACCUGGUUCGAGAAGUAAGACUGGUGGGAGGGCAUACCACGGCUAUAUUAAUCGGAAAAUUAGCCAAAUCAAGAAAAUACCUGAGCUGAAUAUUACUAAAUCAAGUAUGGACAGUGGGCAAUUGACUAGUCCUCAUAGGUCUUCCAAACCUCAUUAUAUCUACAUAAUCCCUGAUGGGAUCAAUAUUCUAAAGGAUAAAUACCAGGUGUUUAAGAUUGACAUUCAACCUUAUGUCAAUAGCCUCUUACCAAAGCCAAGAAAAAGGAAAUAUCAUUACAGAAGGAAGAAAAGAGAACCCAGGAAAGAAUUGCAUCCUCUCUCUGAAGGAAUCAAAAGACAAGUCUUUAAGCAGUUCCUGGCUGAUCUCACUAUUGAGAUGAAGUCUCGGAAGGAAAUUACUGCGCUAUAUACUAUAGAUGGAGUGCUUCUUCAUGAUCUCAUGCAGAUCCAACCCGAAACUAAAGUCUUCAUCUCUUCUACAAAAAGGAAAUUUAUAGGAGUUAAAGGCAUAGGUACUCUUGAAUCUGAAGAAUUUAAGCUAGAUGAAAAUAGAGAAAAGACCAAACAUGCCUUCCUCAAAGCAUGAGAGAAUUGGAUAGAUGCUAAUCCUGUCUAUGGUCUACCUGAAGAGGCCGGGGAUAAGUUUUUACUCUAACUUUGAGGACCAGAACUCAUUGAUUUUCAGGAUAA
Moneuplotes crassus is the source of this 1403-nucleotide messenger RNA. The record is from the annotation of a GenBank genome assembly. NCBI's taxonomy places the organism in Eukaryota, Ciliophora, Spirotrichea, Euplotida, Euplotidae.